GUCCGAGAACAGAUACAAGUACGAGUCGGUUUACCUUUGCUCAAUCCAGUCAAGGUAGAGAAGAAGAUGUCUCAAACAAUCUCCAGCCCAAAGGUAGAACAAGUUGUAAGUGUUGAUGUGAGCCAAGCCAAGGCUCUCCUCCAGUCUGGGAACCAAUAUCUUGAUGUUAGGACUCCGGAAGAGUUUAGGAGAGGCCAUUGUCAGGCACCUAAGAUCUUCAACAUUCCCUACAUGCUCAACACACCUCAAGGUAGAGUGAAGAAUCAAGACUUCUUGGAACAAGUCUCUUCUCUUCUCAACCCGGCUGAUGAUAUCCUUGUGGGUUGUCAGAGUGGAGCCAGAUCCUUGCAUGCCACAACUGAGCUUGUUGCUGCAGGUUACAAGAAUGCGAGAAACGUGGGAGGUGGCUACUUGGCUUGGGUGGAUCAUAGCUUUCCAAUCAACAAGGAGGAGCCAUCUACAAACUAAAAGAUUCAUCCAUAGUUUCUUAUCAAAUCAUGACAGAAGUGUGAUGUAAUGAUAGAGUGUGAUGUAAUAAUCAACUUCUACCUUAGAAUGUCCAGUUUGUUGUUAUGAAAACUUUGUGCCAAAUUCAAUAAAAAGACCUAAGAAGAAGAAGAUACAGUAAAUCUACUAA
Molecule: messenger RNA, 637 nt
Organism: Capsella rubella
Lineage: Eukaryota; Viridiplantae; Streptophyta; Magnoliopsida; Brassicales; Brassicaceae
Product: thiosulfate sulfurtransferase 18
Exons: 6
Coding region: 67-468 (133 amino acids)
Molecular function (GO): catalytic activity
Source: RefSeq, a predicted model, not a curated record